UUUAUGAACAGUCGAUUCGCCAUUUUAAUGAAAUGCUUCAUUAAUUCAUCCUCGGUUUUGACGAAGCCGAAUCGGUUUUACAAAGUAAUUCUUAUUUGGAUUUUUUUUCAGGUUGAUUCAAAACCUUUGGCAUUAGCUAUAGCGCAAGAAUGGAAUUGUCAAGGAAAGAAAAUAGAUAUGAAUUUGAUGCGACUUACGGGUCUUAUUUUUACUGCAAUUGAUAAUCCUAAUUUAUUGAUAAGGUUUGAUAUUAUUUACAAACUGCUCGAUUAUUUAACUACUGAUACUCUUUUAUAUCAUGCAGUUGGUGAUGAAGAAUUGGCCACUCUACAAUCAGAAAAGUGGGAUCCGAUUAUUAAAUGGGCCAAUAACGAAUUUGGUUUACAGCUUAAACCUAGCUACCAAAUUUGCGAAGGUCAUUCAGUCAAUUUGAGUGAUGAUUCUUUAAAAAUAUUAAGGAGUUAUCUUAAUAAAUUUUCAUUUCCCGCUCUUAUUGGGAUUAGUUAUGCUGUCGAAUCUUGCAAAUCUUUAUUGUUGAUCUUGGCAGUCAUGGCUAAAAAGCUAGAGGUUUCCGAUGCGGUCAAAUACGCUCUGCUUGAGCAACAAUUCCAAACUGAAAUUUGGGGAAAGGUCGAAUUUUCACAUAGUAUUGAAGAAGAGGAAUUGACAGCAAGGCUUUCUGCUGGUGUUCUAUUCGCUUAUUUGGUAUCACAUAAUUGGAACCAGUCUUAA
Molecule: messenger RNA, 732 nt
Organism: Dracunculus medinensis (Guinea worm)
Lineage: Eukaryota; Metazoa; Nematoda; Chromadorea; Rhabditida; Dracunculidae
Source: the annotation of a GenBank genome assembly